Myodes glareolus (Bank vole) is the source of this 655-nucleotide messenger RNA. It is a transcript of the gene Chchd5, whose product is annotated as coiled-coil-helix-coiled-coil-helix domain containing 5. Gene Ontology annotation, cellular component: mitochondrial intermembrane space. The record is from RefSeq and is a predicted model, not a curated record. Gene Ontology annotation, biological process: cellular respiration. NCBI's taxonomy places the organism in Eukaryota, Metazoa, Chordata, Mammalia, Rodentia, Cricetidae.
AAGACGGGGCAGAGCGCUGCCAUGAUGGUUUCAUCUAGGUGGGCUGAGUGGCAGGUCUCUCGGCGACCGGAAGAGUGAGGCCGGGAGGUAUGGGUUGGGCGCCGCCAUGUCAACCUGACACCGGAAAAGGCGGGUCUCUUCUCUGACUGAUCGGCCUGAACUCGCCUGGAGAUGCAGGCAGCCCUGGAAGUCACUGCUCGAUACUGCAGCCGGGAGCUGGAUCAGUAUGGCCAGUGUGUGGCCGCCAAGCCAGAGUCCUGGCAUCGGGACUGUCACCACCUUAAGAUGAGCAUUGCUCGCUGCACAUCCUCCCACCCCAUCAUCCGCCAGAUCCGCCAGGCCUGUGCUGAACCAUUUGAAGCCUUCGAGGAGUGUCUUCGCUUGAAUGAGGCGGCUGUUGGCAACUGUGCGGAACACAUGCGCCGCUUCCUGCAGUGUGCUGAGCAGGUGCAGCCGCCAAGUUCACCCACACCUGGAGAGGCACAGCCUCUCCCUGCCUCCUGAAGACCCCCGUGGACUCUGAGGAAACUGGGCACCAGUGACCCCACUUGAUGUCCUCAUCUAGAAGAGUGACAUUUUGGAGUCCUGAGGGCUCUGGUGUGGGUCUGGCCUUCCUGGACUCGGAACUCUAAAUAAAUAAAGACUGAGUACUGGA